AUGCUUCAGAUGGAUCUGCCGCACCUGAACGUGCUCACGAAGAUCGACAACCUCAGCAAAUAUCCUUCCCUCCCGUUCAACCUGGACUUCUACACCGAAGUCCACGACCUGUCGCACCUGAUACCGCACCUGAACGAGGAAGCGCCGUGGCUCGCGAAUUCCAAGUUCGACGCGCUGAACUCCGCCAUAGUCGAGCUAGUGCAGGAUUUCGGGCUGGUAGGAUUCGAGACGCUGGCGGUAGAGGAUAAGAAGAGCAUGAUGAGCCUGCUGCAUGCGAUCGAUCGAGCGGGCGGGUAUGCAUUUGGGUCCGCUGAGGGCGCCAACGAUACAGUCUGGCAGGUGGCUGUUAGAGAAGGUAUGGGAGUGAUGGAUGUCAAGGAUGUGCAGGAGAGGUGGUUAGAUGCAAAGGAUGAGUGGGAUGAGAAGGAGAGGCAGGACUGGGAAGCAGAAGCCAGGGCGAGAGAAAUGAACUCAACAGGUCGUGCUGGCGACAACGACGACAUGGACAUGGACGAGCUAAUGUCGAAUGUCCCGCCCAACAACGGCAUCAAGGUGGUAAGGAAACCGCCAAAGUAA
Trichophyton benhamiae CBS 112371 is the source of this 576-nucleotide messenger RNA. RefSeq lists its product as uncharacterized. Gene Ontology annotation, molecular function: GTPase activity. The coding region runs from base 1 to 576 and encodes 191 amino acids. The record is from RefSeq and is a predicted model, not a curated record. The transcript has a single exon. Gene Ontology annotation, cellular component: cytoplasm. NCBI's taxonomy places the organism in Eukaryota, Fungi, Ascomycota, Eurotiomycetes, Onygenales, Arthrodermataceae.